AAUGAAACAAGGCCGGAAGAACUCCACGGGAUUGAGACGCGAGGAGGCUGACUUCCGGUGCGGUUAUCCCGGAAGUAGGGUGGCUGCGCUGGGCUCCAGGCAGGGGGCGGGCUUCCCUUCCUGUGGCGCCUUCUCCCGAGCCACGGAGCCGGGAAAACCUCGGGGAGAAGGAGGAGCAGCCCUCCCAGCCCCUUUGGUACGGCUAGGCCACUUCUCUGGAGGAAGGCCUCACUGUCGCCUGAAGGAACGAACAAGCAAUGCAGCCUUCCUAAAACGACUCUGUCCUACAUGUGAAUGGCUCAGAAGAAUCAUACCUAAGCAAAAGAAAUGUCUCUUUGGAUUGCCCAGUGUUUUGUCUAUGCGCUGACAGUGGUGGUUUGUGUCAUGCUAAAGCCAUCUCAAAGCCAAGUUUGUUCUACAGAGAAGAUGGAGAACAUCACUCUCGAUAUAAAACGGGCCUUUUCUAAAGGCAUCCAGGGGAAUGAGCCUAUCUUUACUGCCUCUCCAGAAGCUUGUAUUAACAUUUGCUGUUUGGGAGGAAAAAUUGGAGGUAACAAAGUGUGCAACUACAUAGUAUUUAAUACCAAAAAGAAACACAAUUAUCCAAAUUGCUAUCUGUUUUAUUAUCCCACAAAAGAAAUUUUCCCAGCGAGACAAGUAUUAGGACUGGUGACUUACAGAAUAAUACAUGGGAUUCCCAAGCCAGCUCCUUCUACAGCCAUAGUUUUCCAACCUACAACUAAUAGUCAUUUCCUGUCUGCAGAAAUUGCCAUGCUUGAUCCUUAUAGUGCAACAAACCCUUCCCAUGAUUCGGAUCAUUUGCAGAAACCCACUUCUUCAAAUAGGAUGGAAACCUUGGAUCACUCAGAUAGGAUUGAUGGAUAUUCUCAACAUCCAAAAGAGGAAAUGGGAAAUAUUUCAGAGAUUCCAGCAUCACAUAAAAUUAACAACUUAUUGCCACCAAGCACUGUUAGGACUGUUCAGCACACUGUUCCAAUUACAGAGGCUCCAGUUAAGCUGCUAGUUGCUACCACUGGCAGUCAGACUGGUACUGAUGCUGCUGUGAGUUCACAUGUAUCUCCUGGCCGUACAACAACUGCCAGGUCUGCAACAGCUUAUCAUGUAAAUACACUUUUGGUAAAUCCAAGAAGCCCCAGCGUUUUCAAUCCAUCAGUUGUUUCUGGAUCUAGUGCUGGCAAGAUCAGCCAGUUGCCAUUCAGCCUAUCCACAAAACAUUUCUCUUCUUUCCAGUACAACCAUCUUAAUAAUGAACAGGAAAAUAAAAACGGUGAUAAGCCUGAUGGAGGCGCAAGCAAAAAGCACCACCUUUUCUCUGGUGACCAAAGUAUACUUUUUGCUGCAUUGCUUUUGGGGGUGAUAUUCUUGCUCUUGGUUACAGUGCUGGUAGGGAGAAGGAUGCUUGAAUCCCUUCAGCAAAGGCAAUACACUAGGCUAGACUACUUGAUCAAUGGUAUGUAUGCCAGCGUGUGAUACAACCUGCGAGACAUUGAUGGGUUAAAUUUGUCAUCGAGGUCAUACUCUCUUUCUUAAAGCCUAAACUUUAUGCUAAGGACAUUUUGAUGUUUAGUUUUGUCUCAUGACAUCUUUAUUUGUACUUAUAUUGCGAGCAGGUGUAUCUUCUGCUUCCUUUCUCAGGAAUAUGUGAAA
Anolis sagrei ordinatus is the source of this 1668-nucleotide messenger RNA. RefSeq names its product MANSC domain containing 1 (gene MANSC1). The record is from RefSeq and is a predicted model, not a curated record. NCBI's taxonomy places the organism in Eukaryota, Metazoa, Chordata, Lepidosauria, Squamata, Anolidae.